ACGGUCAAGGAUCAUCACACCAGUCCCAAGUCAACAUGUCGUCCGGACCCCUGUCAAACCCACACCACCAACGCACCAAAGUACCAAAACGAGUUGCUUAGCGAGGCUGACGAUAAGAGUGCGAUAUCCCCUUGUCUGUCGUCUUUCCGAGAGCAGCGUCCGGUCCUGUCCAACAAGCACGACUCGUCACAACAGACAAUCCAAGCGACCUUGUUUCCGCAUGCUCCCUGUCGACAACAACCAACAUGGACUACCUCUUUGGCCGCAAGCCUGCCGUCAAGGUCGUCCCCACAGACCGAGUCCUGCCGCUUCACUUCUUUGAGGACAGUCCACUGGUCCAGGGGAACAACAUGGCCGUCUCACUCGUGUUCGACUCCGUUCUUGACCCGGAGAAGCUGCGGCUAGCUCUAGAGGGUCUGGUCAAGAGACCAGGGUGGGAAAAGCUGGGAGGCCGGCUGAGGACAAAUGGCGCUGGCAAGAUCGAAUGGCACAUCCCAAACGAGUUCACGCGCGAGCGGCCAGCCAUCGGCUUCUCCCACGUAGACCACGGCAUGUCCGCUGCUUCUCACCCUGCGGCCUGCAAGAUCCCGCAGCCCUCUACCCGACCCGCUCGGGUCAGCGACCCGGAUGACCUGGCAGAUCUGGCGUGGGAGCCCGGGUAUCGACCUGGAGGCAUCAAGGACUACCUCACCUCCGAUCGCCCGGUUCUGGGCCUGCGCGUCAACUCCUUCACUGACAAGACGGUUGUCGUGCUGCAGUGGCAGCACGUUGCCUUUGAUGCUCUCGGGAUGCAGUACGUCGUUGAGGGGUGGAGCAACAUGCUCUGGGGCAAGGAAGCAGACAUCCCAACGCCGUGUGAUGCCAAAUCGGAUCCUUUCGACGCCAUCGCAAAGGGUACGCGAACUGCCACGGAGCAGCACGUCUUAGCGGACAGACGGGUCGGACUGGUCGGUAUUCUCAGGUGGGGGUUAGGCUACGGUUUCGACAUGCUCGUCCGAGCCAAGGACAACGGCAUGGUCUGUAUCCCGGAGACGUACUGGCGACCGCAGCUAGAGAAGGCCGUGGAGGAGCUCCGCGCGGAGGCUGUCGGGAGGGGCGAGGAUCCUUCCAAGGUUUUCCUGACGGAAGGCGACAUUCUCACAGCAUGGACCAUGAGUUGUGUUGUGAGGUCGAUGGGUAUGAGCCCUGACAGACUAGUUGCCGGGUCCAUUGCCAUGUCGCUUCGGAAGGCAUUCGAGGGCGAUCUGAUCCCUGCGUCGACUGAGCGGCCUUACGUCGGCAACGCGUUCGGGUGGGCAAACGUGCUCGUCAGUGCCGGCGACGUCUCGUCGAAGCCGCUGAGCUGGCUCGCGCGCCAGGUACGAAAGGCCAUCAACGAGCAGGGCACGCGGGCGCAGCAUGAGGCCUACUACGCCAUGGUGCGCGCAUCGAACACCGGCCUACCCAUCGCCAUCAUCGGGAACGGAGGGAUGGCUCAGAUAGGGUUCUCCAACUGGUCAAAGGCCGGUCUUUUCGACCUGGACUUUGCUCCGGCGCGUAGGCACGCCGGAGAAGGUGACGCGCCAUGCCGCCCUUGCUAUGUCCAGGAGAACCACGGCCCCAUCAAACCCGUGGACGGCUUCUUUGUCCUUGGGAAGGAUGACAAGGGCAAUUACUGGACCUCAGCUUGCAAGGUGAAGGGUCAGUGGGCGGAGCUUCAGAAACAACUCGACAAAGACUUUGAGGUGGCCGUGUGAUGGCUGUUGAGACUACUCUUCCAGCAUCGCGAGAUUAGCUUUCAGUCGGCUUCUUUUGUUGUGAAAUGGGUUGAGAUACCAAUAUUCUCGCCUUCAGAGGAACUUUUCCUGAUAAAAAAGGCUAGAGAUGAGAGUGUGGUUUGUGAAAGGGGAACAUUGCUCUCGUGGCCAGGGUUCACUACCAGCACUCAACUACCCUG
Molecule: messenger RNA, 1936 nt
Organism: Emericellopsis atlantica
Lineage: Eukaryota; Fungi; Ascomycota; Sordariomycetes; Hypocreales; Bionectriaceae
Exons: 4
Coding region: 246-1736 (496 amino acids)
Source: RefSeq, a predicted model, not a curated record